Messenger RNA from Hydractinia symbiolongicarpus, 1926 nucleotides. RefSeq names its product vesicular inhibitory amino acid transporter-like. Lineage: Eukaryota; Metazoa; Cnidaria; Hydrozoa; Anthoathecata; Hydractiniidae. Bases 189 to 1475 code for a protein of 428 amino acids. Gene Ontology annotation, cellular component: vacuolar membrane. The record is from RefSeq and is a predicted model, not a curated record. Gene Ontology annotation, molecular function: amino acid transmembrane transporter activity. Gene Ontology annotation, biological process: amino acid transmembrane transport. The transcript has 3 exons.
UAAUUAGCAUGACGAAUCUGUAAAUAUACUUUAUGUGCAUAAGACAGGAAAAAUUAUUUUUGAAGCUCGUGUUGUUUUGUGAUUUUUUUUAGUUUUGUAUGCUGUUAAGUUAUGGUUUGAAUUAUUUUAUCCUUUUCUGUGAACACGCUAAUGAGAAGGUAUAGCCACGACAGAGAGAUCAAUUCGCAAUGAUGCCGAAACGUUUUCGUGGGAAGAAAGGCAAUCCACGAAAUGUUUCUAGAGUGGACAAAGAAGUUUUCCUUGAUGUUGAUGCUUGUGGGCCAGGCAAAAAAGCAACAACCAUAUCGAAAAUACUGAUCUUUUUAAGCAUGUUAAAUUUUACCCAAGGUAUGGGAACUUUGGUAUUGCCGUACGCCAUUAGUACUGGAGGUUAUCUGGUGAUCAUUAGUAUUUUCGUUAUUGCAGCGUUGUCUUAUCAUAGUAGCAAAGUUAUCAUAAGAAUGCGAAAUGAAUAUAAUCAAAGAGGUUCGCUAAAUGGUCAUGCGGAACUUGCAAACGCACUGUGGGGGAGAGUUGGAUCAGUAUUUGUCAAUUUCACGGAAUUUGUUUAUUUUUUUGGUGUGUGCAUGCUUUGCAUAUUGUUGGUAUCCAAUUUUUUUGAAAUCAAUUUCGCUGAUGUGUUAUAUAACAAACGAAAUUCUAUACUCUGCGCUGGAGUGUUUUUAAUACCAACGGUCUUUAUCAGCAGACUAAGGCAACUUUAUUGGUUGAAUUCGUUCAGUGUAUGCUUUGGCAUGCUCUCCAUCAUCAUUCUGGCAAUAAAAUCUUUAUACCAAGUAAAUUCAUGGAAGUUCAAAGAGCUGUCAUCUUUCAAUGAGCAAUAUUUUUGGAUGGCAAACGGAAUUGUGCUAUUCACGUUCUCAGUUCAUCCUUUUUUAUGCAAAAUGGAUAAGGAUGUAACAGAUAAAGUUAUUUUAUCAAAACUGACAACAUACGUGUUUGGCACCUCCACCUGCGUUAAUAUCAUUUUCGGCAUAACUCUAGCGUUUUGUUUUGGAGAUACAACGAAGGAGCUUAUUACAAACAAUCUUGGUUCAAAUAUAUCCCGGAAGGUCAUAAGUGGCUUUUUAGCGUUUGUUGGUUACUAUUCCUAUCCUAUGUCUGCAGCAAGCAUCGCGAAUAUAGUUCAAUGCUCUGACUUAUGUAAAACAUAUUUCCCAUCAGUUCAAGCGUGUCAGGUGCUAACAUGGAGAGAAAAGUACUUAGACAUCAUGAUGCGGAGUGUGAUACUUUUGUUGACUGUUCUAGCUGCAGUGAUGUGGUCAAAGUUUUACAUGCUGAUGGUAAUCAUUGGUUGUGUGCCGGUUAUGUUGUUAGCUUUUGUUUAUCCGUUGUUAUUCCAUUUCUUUUUGGAGCGCGAAGCAAAUGGUCUAAUGUUUAUUAUUGGUAUUUUUUGUUCAGUUUGCGUGACUUGUAUUGGGUUGGUGUACACAGUGAUACACAUGUGGUAUUAAAAAUUGGAAUUUCGUUGAACUCGCUCAAAAUUUUUGACAGAUUGUAAGAUGUGGGGAUUAGCUAGUUUUUUUUUCGUUACAAGAGGGAUAGUUUUAAAGAAAGAAACAUUGCGACUCUCCUCAUAUCGAUACUAAAUACCGAUAGCUACAAAAAUUACCGACAAUUACGGACAAUCACCAACAAUUCCUUGGUUAAACGGCGAUAACCGAGUUUACUUUAUGAAAUAAAAAACACGUCCACAGUGAACCCUCCAAUAGCAACCAAUGCUCUGGACCAAAUAGAAAAAGCUGAAUAGACGUAGUCAUCGUAAGAAGGUUUUAAUGUUUUUACUGCAGUUGACAAUGACCCAACCUUAUUGCAAUGUUGUCAUUGCUAACAGUAGAUUUAACCGUGUAAAAAUGUAUCAUUAAAAAUAUUUACUUAAUUACCAAUAAGAUAUACGGAAAAAAA